Sceloporus undulatus (fence lizard) is the source of this 3103-nucleotide messenger RNA. It is a transcript of the gene ARMC2, whose product is annotated as armadillo repeat containing 2. Bases 351 to 2870 code for a protein of 839 amino acids. NCBI's taxonomy places the organism in Eukaryota, Metazoa, Chordata, Lepidosauria, Squamata, Phrynosomatidae. The record is from RefSeq and is a predicted model, not a curated record. Gene Ontology annotation, biological process: cilium organization; sperm axoneme assembly. Gene Ontology annotation, molecular function: protein binding. The transcript is spliced from 19 exons.
GCUGUUAUUUAUUUGUUUGUUUAUUUGUUUGUUUUAUAACCUCCCCCCUUCCAGCUUGAAAUAUCUCCCGGCCGGAGGUAGACUUUGGCGAGGGUCGAGUCGAGUCCACGGCGUGUAACGGCGCUAGGCCUGGCUGUGAGGGCCCCGUUGCCAUGAUUCUGCUGAGAUAUCAUCAUUGUAUUAUUCUAUAAAUCUUCAGCUGGAAGUUUUUUUUUAAAAAAAGCACACACAGUUAUCUAAUGAAGCUUACCAUAGACUCAAGGAGCUGUUGUAUUUGGCCUUAAGAAUAUAUAGCAGCCCAAUUUUUGUGUGUGAACUGCUUUCUGCAAUAUACUUUUCUACACAAAAAAAUGCAAUCUUCAAAAAGUAAAAAAGAAUAUUCAGGAGCUUUCUAUAAGCCUCCAUUAGCUGUCCAGAAGACCAGUGCUGAGAUCAUAAACGAAGCACGGAAUACACUAAGAACCUUAAGAACUCGAAGACCAUUUACACCAAGAGAACAACAAAGGAAACUUUUUGGAUCUGCCUCAUCAAGGACACCUGAAAAUAGGCCACCUUCUACUUUUAGUCUCCACGCUUUCAACUUUGAAUCAGUUGAAUCAAGGACUGUCUCUUGUGCACGCCUCAACCCAUUGGAUCAUAAGCCAAAACUGCUACCAUCAGCCACAAGUGAAGAAGAGCAUUCUGUUUUCCCUGCAAAGCUACCAGUGGAUUCAGAAGAGGUUAGAAAAGUCAGCAAUGCUCGUGCACUUUUGUUUAAAACUGCAGCUUGUGGAAAUCUUCUCCCUGAUAAAGUGUUUCUUCCCGUUGAGAGCAAGAGACAAAAUUUUGAAGAACAAGCUGCCAUGAGUGAUAUUUCAAAAAGCAGUAAUGCAAAUUUUCCAGAAAAACUGACUGUCCAGAUGAAUUUUAAGGAUAAAUGUGCUCCACUAACUUAUAAAGAGCAUCACAGUAAGAUAUCACCUUCUUCUCAAUUCAGCAAUCAAAGCAAUCCAAUUAACAGUCAGGAAAGUCCAUUAUCAAGUUCAGACAACACAGAAGGGGCCAAAUCUUCAAAUAAAUCAGAAAAUAAUGUGGAUGCAGAUGAGACAGAAGAGGAAGAAAACUACUGGAAUAUGAAAGUUUUACCAAUUUUACAUGAGUUAGAGACUGAGGACAAUGUAGAAAAUCUUUGCCAUGCUUGUACUAUUCUCUAUCAAGUCUUGGAAGAAGGAAAUAUGCUUGGCAAGCGAUUUAAAAGGCGAAGUUUGUGUCUGAAGACUUUAUACAAAUUAGUUGACAUCGCUUCAGAUUCCCUCAGCCUGAAACUUGCAAAAAUUAUUCUAGAUCUAAAAGUGAGUGGGAAGAAUUUACUUAAUGUUUGCAAACUGGUAUUUAAAAUAAGCAGAAAUGAAAAAAAUGACUCCCUCAUUCAGAAUGACGGGAUAUUAGAUUCUCUGCUUGAAAUUCUGGGAACUGAAGACCUGGGAACAAAUACUGAAGCCUUUCUCUAUUGUAUGGGUGCUAUAAAAUUCAUUUCUGGAAAUGCAAGGCUCCUUAAUGAGAUGGUCAACAAGGGAAGUGUUGGGAUGCUGGUGCAACUAAUGAAACAAAUUAAUGACAUUGAUGAAAAUGAUGCUCAGUUUUUCAGUCCAGGACACCUCUUGGUGCAGCUCACUGCCAUUUUGCGAAACUUGGUUGACUUGCCUGAGUCAAGGAGCAAACUCCUGGAAUAUAGAGCGAUUCCAGAGCUCUGUCUGGUAUUGGAGAAACAUAUAAGUGAUAAGGAUGUAUGCACCAAUGUGGCCAGAAUAUUCAGCAAACUUUCUUCCUUCAAUGACUGCUGUACAGCUUUGGCAGAUUGCUCCAGAUGUUAUGUCUUAUUUUUAGCCCUGCUAAACAAACACACAAAGAAGCAGGAUUUAGUUGUUCGUAUCAUUUUCAUUCUUGGCAAUUUGACAGCGAAGAACAGUCGAGCCCGGGAACAGUUUUUGGAAGUGCAAGGAAGCAUUGACAUCCUGGUAGCACUAUUUCAAUAUAAUUGUGAAGCUGAUGUUAAUGGUAAACAGUGGAAUGAUGGUGGCGAAUUUAAAAAACUCAAGCACCCUUCUGAAGCUGAAGAUGUCCUCAUUAAACUUAUAAGAGUAAUUGCCAAUUUGUCCAUUCAUCCUUGUGUAGGCGCAAGUCUGGCAAAUAACCAUCAGAUUGUGGGAUUACUUAUUAAAGUACUAGAAUACAAAUCAGUGGAGGAAUGUGAGGAGCUGGUUAUUAAUACCACAGCAACAAUCAACAAUUUAUCCUUCUACCAAGUGAAGGAUUCUGUAAUCCAAGAGAGGAAAUUAUAUAUUGCAGAGUUGCUUUUGAAGCUGUUCAUGAGCAAUAAUAUGGAUGGAAUUCUGGAAGCUAUUCGAGUCUUUGGUAAUCUUUCUCAGUACCAUGAAAUAUGUGACUUCAUUAUACAGCGAAAGGUGUACAAGUUCAUGAUUACUUUGCUUGAUGCCAAACACCAAGAGGUCUGCUUUUCGGCCUGUGGAGUUCUCAUAAAUCUUACUGUGGAUAAAAACAGGCGUAGUAUACUGAAUGAAGAAGGAGGAAUUAAAAAGUUAAUUGAUUGUUUAAGAGACUUUGGGCCUACAGACUGGCAGCUUGCUUGUUUAAUAUGCAAAAUUUUGUGGAACUAUAGUGAAAAUAUUACAAGUGCUCAGCCCUGCUUUGAAGAUGAUGAUACAAACACUCUGCUAGUUCUUCUUACUUCAUUUUUAGAUGACGAAUUGGCCCUGGAUUACAGCUUUGACAGUGAUUUAAGAGAGUAUCACAAACUUUAUUGGGAAACAGAAUUCAAACCUGUGGCACAGAAGCUACUUCAGAAAAUUCAGAACAGAAUAUUUAGUUGAGCUCUUGAACUGUUACUUGAUUUUAAGGUGGGUGUUGAGAAUAUCAGUGUAAAGGACACUUCAGUGGCUGUUUAUGUAAGUUGUUUGCUAUCAGAACGUUUGAACAUGCUGUUUCCAUAGAAAAUGUCUAAGUAGAUUAUUUUUGUAUUUAAUGUGUACAUUGGAGAAUACCUGUUCUUAGUUUUCCAGUGGCAUUUAAGGGUUAUAAAAAUAAACCAGCUACAGCAUUUGGA